Apiotrichum porosum is the source of this 351-nucleotide messenger RNA. RefSeq lists its product as uncharacterized. The record is from RefSeq and is a predicted model, not a curated record. Bases 1 to 351 code for a protein of 116 amino acids. NCBI's taxonomy places the organism in Eukaryota, Fungi, Basidiomycota, Tremellomycetes, Trichosporonales, Trichosporonaceae. The transcript has 2 exons.
AUGUCCUCCGGCAACGCCACCCAGCCUCCCAGUCGCCGUCUCAGCCAGCGCAUCAGCGGUAUCGUCGACGUCUUCCACCUCCACAAGGCUCCAAAGACGGCUCGCGGUUCCCCACCCGUUCAGGGACAGAGCGCAGGCGACGCCAGUACCGACAAAGCUUGCGAGACCAAGCCCAAAGAGUCUGAACCCAACGACGGCCCCGAGACCAACCCGUACAUGGCUCCAGAGGCCAAGUCCAAGCCCGGCAUCAUCAACAAGCUCUCAAACGUCCUGGGUGGCAAGUCCCGUCGUGAGGGCGACGACAAGGACAAGAAAGAGACUCCCAACCCCACCGUCAUCGUCACGGAGUGA